Messenger RNA from Coccidioides posadasii C735 delta SOWgp, 213 nucleotides. RefSeq names its product Sec61p translocation complex subunit (gene SSS1). NCBI's taxonomy places the organism in Eukaryota, Fungi, Ascomycota, Eurotiomycetes, Onygenales, Onygenaceae. Gene Ontology annotation, cellular component: Ssh1 translocon complex; membrane. Gene Ontology annotation, biological process: protein targeting; post-translational protein targeting to membrane, translocation. The record is from RefSeq and is a predicted model, not a curated record. Gene Ontology annotation, molecular function: transmembrane protein transporter activity.
AUGUCCGAGACAUUUCAGGAACUGGCCGAUAUCCCCAAGGAUUUCGUCAAGGAUGGCAUGCUCUUCGUUAACCGAUGCACGAAGCCCGACAAGCGCGAGUUUCUUAAGAUCAGCCAGGCUGUCGGAUUUGGUUUUCUCAUUAUGGGAGCCAUAGGAUACUUCAUCAAAUUAAUACAUAUUCCCGUCAAUAAUAUCCUAGUAGGAGGCGCAUAA